Molecule: messenger RNA, 3303 nt
Organism: Peronospora farinosa
Lineage: Eukaryota; Oomycota; Peronosporomycetes; Peronosporales; Peronosporaceae
Source: the annotation of a GenBank genome assembly
AUGCUGCCGGUACAAGGAGUUGAAGAACCUAAGGACAUCGAUACAGCAGCUUCUGUUGUGGCUGUUCAGCAGAUAGCAAUCGAAAAAGAAGAUAUUGAGGAAGAAUCUAAGUGUGCUAGCUCACAGAGUGCUGCUAUGACUAAACUAGAAGCUCUACGCAAGAAGAAUGAGGAAAAGCGCCGGCAAAAGAAGCUGGCUGCUGCUAAGAGUGAAGGUGCGACUGCUGUCAAGAAAGAAGAAGAACCAGCAAUGGAUGGAGCGGAUGUGUAUGUACCGAAGCCGAUCGUGAUGAAGACCGCCGAGGAAGUGCGUGAGCUGAGUGAGAAGACGAAGAUGUCGUACAAGACUACUCUUGUCACGCUCUCGCGAAAGCCCGAGAUCCAAAUGGCACGUAUGCAACUUCCAGUGUGCAGCUCCGAGCAGGAAAUCAUGGAGGCUAUCACUGAAAAUGAUGUGAUUAUUUUGUGUGGUGAGACGGGAAGUGGUAAAACCACGCAAGUGCCACAAUUUUUGUACGAAGCUGGUUAUGGCCACCCGGAUCACACAACAAAUAGCGGACGCGUCGGUGUCACGCAACCACGUCGUGUCGCUGCCGUCUCCACCGCCAAGCGCGUUGCUGAGGAGCUUAACGUGCCGUUUGGUGCGCCUAAGGGCCAUGUCGGCUACCAAAUCCGAUACGAUGCUGAACACGUGAGUGAACAUACGCGCAUCAAGUUCAUGACUGAUGGCAUUUUGCUGAAAGAGAUUCAACAAGACUUUUUGCUGCGUCAGUACUCGAUUCUUCUUCUGGAUGAAGCUCACGAGCGCAACGUAAAUACUGAUAUUCUGAUUGGUCUGUUGUCCCGCAUCGCUCCACUGCGAGCUCAAAUGUCGCGGGAGGAGGAAGAAGAGUACAAACUGCUGUCGAAAGAGGAGAAGGAGAUUGCUGGGAAGCCUAUUAAGCCCCUUAAGCUUGUUAUUAUGUCUGCUACCCUGCGCGUGGAGGACUUCACACAAAACCAUCGCUUGUUCCCGACUUCGCCACCUGUGCUUCGCGUAGAUGCACGACAAUACCCUGUGACGAUACAUUUUAACAAGCGCACGGAGCUGGAUAAUUACGUGGAAGAGGCUUACAAGAAGGUAGUUAAAAUCCAUAAGAAGCUGCCUGAGGGUGGUGUGCUUGUGUUCCUCACAGGCCAGCGAGAGAUCUUGCAAUUAUGUCGCAAACUCAGCCGUUCGUACUCUGUCGCUGCAAAAGACAAAAAGGCUGCGGCGCUGAAGUCUAGCCAAGCAUUUCGUGCACAGCGAAGGCAAAGGCAAGCGGUGAGUAGCAAGGACCAUCUUCUCCGAGAGCACGAUGACAUCGAAGAAGAGGCCGACUUGGAGGAUGCUCAAGUAUACGGCAAUGAAGUUGAUGAUGAAGAUGCAGCGUAUGAGCUGAAAGACGAAGAGGAAGCGUCUGACAAGGAAGAUGACGAAGAUGAAGACAUGAAAGAUGAUCUGGUAGUGGCCUAUAUGCAUGUGCUUCCGUUAUACUCUCUGCUCCCCAAUGAUGAGCAAAUGAAAGUAUUCGAUAUGCCGCCGGAGAACCACCGGCUGAUUGUUGUUGCUACUAACGUGGCGGAGACAUCGUUGACCAUCCCUGGUAUUAAGUAUGUCGUAGACGCUGGACGUACAAAGGAACGUGUCUUCGAUCUUGCCAACGGCAUUUCUUCGUUUGAUGUCCAGUGGAUUUCGAAGGCCAGCGCUGACCAGCGGGCUGGUCGUGCCGGUCGUACUGGUCCAGGCCACUGCUACCGCUUGUAUUCUUCCGCAGUGUAUGAUACAGAGUUCCAAAAGUUUUCUUCACCAGAAAUUCUGUGUCAACCUAUUGACGAUCUGGUGCUUCAGAUGAAAGCCAUGGGCAUUCACAAUGUUCUGCAAUUCCCAUUCCCAACACCUCCAGACCACCAGGCUGUGAAGAAUGCACUUGCAACGUUGGUGAAUUUGGGUGCCGUUUCUCCACGUGACGACGAGUCUAUCACUGGGUUAGGCCGUGCUCUCGUGAAGUUUCCGGUCGCCGCACGGUUUGCAAAGAUGCUGCUCCUUGCACAGAAGCUGAACGUUGUUGAGUAUACAAUUGCUAUCGUCGCCGGCCUUUCCGGCCAUUCGCCGUUCAUUCACGCUUUGGAUCGUCGUGAAAAGGAGAAGGGUGCAGAAGAUGAAGAGGUUGGCGAUGGAAAGAAAAAUGAGCUUGAAGAAAUGGAGAAGGAGUGGCAAGAGGCCGAGGAAAUGCGGAAGCAUGCGCAGUGGGUCGACCAAGAAAGUGAUGUACUGAGCUUACUGCGUGCCGCUGGUGCCUAUGCUUAUACUGGUGGCAGCAGUCAGUUUUGCCAGGAUAAUCACCUUCAUGAGAAGACGAUGCAAAAUAUGUUGAAGCUGCGCCAGCAACUGACGCGAAUUGUGAACAAGCUUUACACGGAGGAAGAAGGCUUUACAGCUGUCGUGCUCAAGCCUAAGAUGCCACCUCCCGACUUUGAGACUCAGAGUGUUUUGCGGCAAAUCGUGGCCGCUGGGUUCUUGGACCAAGUAGCAAAGCGUGUGCCAGCGGGCACUAUCACGGAAGGUACAAAGAUCGAGCGAAACUGCGCGUAUGUCGCUGCAACUGGUAAUGUGAGGGAGCCUGUGUACAUCCACCCUCACUCGUCUGUCUUUACGCCGAACCCGACCAAACUGCCAGAGUUUGUCGUGUAUCAGCAUAUCAUGCGUACUACUCGUGCGUACAUGAAGAUGGUGACUGCUGUUGAGCCGCAGUGGCUUGCGAGUAUUGGCAAAAACACACCGUUGUGCAAGUACACACCGCCGCUUGCGGAACCUGCACCGUUCUACGACACAGCAUCGGACGAGGUUCAGUGUUACGCGAAAGCUCAGUAUGGCAUUCAUCAGUGGUCUCUGCCAGCGAUGCGAAUUCUGUAUCCGGAUGAAGUGGCUUCGGAUGGUUUGGCUGGUAAGUAUCGAUGGUUUGCCAAAUUUUUGCUGGAUGGCCAGGUCAUUACUGGUUUGCUCCCGUUCUCGGCUGCUUUGAAGGAGUCAAGUCACACGUUGAUCCGUAAGAAGUUUGACAAGAAGAUUCAGCUGCUGGUUGCUAAAUUGCAGCGGAAUGGUGUCGCAUCACGUCGAGCACUUGUUGCGAAAUGGAGUACAUCCAAGGAUAAACAUUUUCUCAAAAUGGAACUGCAAAGCUGGAUAAAAGACACUCAUCAAGCUGCUUUCAAUCAAACCUGGGACUUUUUCGUCAAGACAGCAAUACAGAAUGAGAAGAAGAGGAACAUCGUAGCAAACUAG